This is a messenger RNA of Centruroides sculpturatus (bark scorpion), 1629 nucleotides long. RefSeq names its product MICOS complex subunit mic25-b-like. The transcript has a single exon. The record is from RefSeq and is a predicted model, not a curated record. The coding region runs from base 97 to 501 and encodes 134 amino acids. Lineage: Eukaryota; Metazoa; Arthropoda; Arachnida; Scorpiones; Buthidae.
UAUAAGUAUCUUUCGUUUUCGACGUUGGAGGUAUGCAGGCAUGACUUUUGGUUGCCAGGUAUCUUUCCUAUAGUUAAAUUCUUUUUCUAAUUGGCGAUGGGCGCUUCACAAAGUUCAGGAAGAGAAUGCGCGUUGAAUAUUUCCGUGUCGAGGAAUGUUGCGCGUCGUAUUAUGGGAGAAGAAGAACAGCCACAAAAAAGGAGACGACCUCCCAGCAAGCCUCAACAAAUUUCACUAGAAAACAGUGGGAAGAGAACUAAAACCGAAGAACUGUCCAGGAUAAAUUUAGAAUUAAGAAGAAUUAUGGAUAGAAAUGCGAGUAGACAAUCGGUUAUUACUCCUCUGAAAGCCAAAGUCCAGCCUGAUUUUUGUGUAGAACUGAAAGAUGAUCUAAUGAGUUGUUUGCAGGAAAACAAGGAUCAACCUCUCAACUGUUCCACGAAAUUUGAAGAUUUUACACGCUGUGCAUACGCCAAAAGAGAAGAGAUUAAAUCUAUUUAGUGAUGGUUGAAAACUAGAAUUUUAUAGACAAAGUUUUUCAUUGAAAAGAAAGAAUAUAUGUAGACACAUAAAUAAAGUUUUAGUUAAAACUUUUAUAAUAGGAAGAAUGUACAGAAAUUGUGAAGAAUGAUAAGAAAUUAAAAAUAUACAGAGUUAGAAAUAAUAUAAUAGUUUUAUUUUUUUAAUAAUAAGUUCAGUGUAUUAAUGAAUAACAAGUGUUUGGUUAAAUUAUAAAAAAUUAUGUGAUACUGUAUAAUUACUGAAAAGGAAUAAUUGGAAAGAAUAUUAAAUACUUAAUUUAACUACAUGAUUCAUUUAUAUAAUUAAAUAUUAUAGGUUUGUGUUGGAAACCAUCAUCCAUAUGAAUGAAAUUAGGUUGUCUUAUUUACAGUAUGAGAUUUAUAAAAUUUUCAAGUGAUCAAUAUAAAAUUUGCCUUAUAAGAUUAAAAACCAUUGAAACUAUAAAAGCAAUCUCCAGAAUGUUUUUUAAAUAUUUAAGUGUUAAUUUUUCUAGAGAGAGUAGAUUAGAUUAAGUUUAUUCAUUUUUUCUGAUAUUGGAGACUACAUAUACUGGAGAUUUUAUUAUUACAUUUUGUGAAAAUAAAACUUAUGAAUAAGAGUUUAAAAUUGUAGUAAUUAAAAUAUAUUGUUUAUAUACAUUAUCAUGUAACUAAAACAUUUUUUAAAUUAUUGAGAGUAAAAUGAGAUAGUUUUGUUCUGAAAAAAUUGACUAUAAUAUCUCUAAUAUAAUUUAAAAAAUACUGAUUUGUUCAUUUAAAUAUGUAAGUAAAAUUUUCUCUAUAAUCUUUUAUUACAUCUAAUGUUAGUGUGUUCUAAAAAUGUAUUUAACACCAUGUAAUUAUAAAAUAUAACAUUUAUAUUUUGAUUCAAAACUAAUACAUUUAGCAUCUAAACUAUGCAUGAAGCUAAAUUACUUUAAUCCUAGAAAUUAGAAAAGGCUUUCAGAACACAAAUUGACAGUAAUGAGAAAUUACUAUUGCAUUUAUUUAUCAUUAUUGUUCUUCAUUAUUAUGGUCACAUCAAUAUGAAAAUAAGUUGUUAAUUUUUUUGAUUACAUAAAAAUUUUGUAUAUAUAAAUUUACAAUGGAAUAAAAAAGUUGAAAUUGA